Messenger RNA from Euleptes europaea (tarantolino), 1305 nucleotides. Its product is annotated as basic salivary proline-rich protein 3-like. Lineage: Eukaryota; Metazoa; Chordata; Lepidosauria; Squamata; Sphaerodactylidae. The transcript has 5 exons. Bases 1 to 1305 code for a protein of 434 amino acids. The record is from RefSeq and is a predicted model, not a curated record.
AUGGCGACCCUUCUGCGCCUCCGAGGGGCCGCCGGGCUGCAGCUCGCUCGGCGCGGUCGGCGCUCGGAGAGAUCUUGUGCCCCCCCACACCCCACCCCGGAAUCGCUUCUCUUGCCCGCAGGCCCCCACCCGCACACACGCCAAAGAAGCGGUCACGUCCGUUUGAAGAAGCAGCCGAGCCGCCGACAGCUAAACUGGGCGCUGCCAGGGGACGACUCGCCAGACGCCCCGCGCCCAAUCUCCCGCUGCGCAGCGUCCGAACGGCAGAAGUCGGCUUAUUUGCAGCUCCGGCGACCCCCGAGCGGAAGGGACAUCCCCCCGGGCGAUCUUGCGGCCGGGCGGCCGGCGCGAGUCCGGCGAGGAGGACACACCGGCGGGCCGGGAGCUGUCCAGCCUUUCAGCAGCCGCCCCUCUGGCCCUCGCAACGCGCCGGACCGCGCACCGGGGGACAGGCCGGCGAAUAAGGCCGGAGAGGCCGACGAAGGCCCGGCGGCGCCCUUUCCUCGCGCACCCCAGGCGCACCCGUCCCGUCCAGGGCACCGGGAUGAUUUGCCAUCCUUCUGCAAUCCCCAUUCAUGUCACGGGCGUUUAAUCCCACAGCCGAAGGCGCCGGGCUGGGGCAGGCGGCAGAGCUCCCGCUGUCUCGGGCCUUCGCUGUCUUCGACUCCCUUUGUCUCGUUCCCGAGCCUCCGCGGGGCCCGGGGGCCUGAAGGCGGCCCUCCGCGAAGCUCCGGGCAAAAAGGCCCGCCGGUGACCGCCGGGAUUGCGGAGAGGCCCGGGCCCGGGAGCGGGCGGAAGGUCCAGGUGCCCCCCUCCCUCCCGGGGGGCAGCCCGCGGCCCGACUCCUGCGCCCCAACCCCGCCGGGACACUCUCCGAGGGUCCACGGGCAGACCUUUCUCUCCGCCCGGCCAAAUGGGAAACCCCCGGGGGCAGGGAAGGGGGACCCUGUUCGGGAAGGGCAGCAGCAGCAGCCCGAGUCCCCCGGCGCCCCCGCUUCCUCUCAGAGAGCCUUCUCAGCCGAGGAGGGGGUCCUUGAAGCUCCCCGCUCUCUUCCCCCUGACCCCUCCAGACCUGCGCUGGGAGUCGCGUGUUCGGAGCUCCCGAACCCAGAACUCCCGGGCACGUCUGAAGAGGCGCCGGGGGCUUGCAGCUCCGCCUUCUGCCGCCUGCUGCUCGGGGCGGGGGUCGCGCGGGUCACUCCAGUGUUACACAAUCCCAACGUGGAUGUGGAGCUGGUGAUCUUUGGUACCAGCAUGUCUCCAGAUGUGUCGGCACACCUUCAAGAUGUAGUGGUGGGUCUCUGA